Molecule: messenger RNA, 1827 nt
Organism: Papilio machaon (common yellow swallowtail)
Lineage: Eukaryota; Metazoa; Arthropoda; Insecta; Lepidoptera; Papilionidae
Product: protein SHQ1 homolog
Exons: 1
Coding region: 148-1578 (476 amino acids)
Biological process (GO): box H/ACA snoRNP assembly
Cellular component (GO): nucleoplasm; cytoplasm
Source: RefSeq, a predicted model, not a curated record
CUAGUGUAUAACAUAUAAACAUACUCGCAUGGUUUUAUUUUUCUAUCGAAAACCAAUGAAAACUUCAAGUUUUUCUUCAUUUAUGAGUGAAAAACUAUUGUAACAUAUUAAGUCGUUGUGCUACAGUAUAGUAAUGAUAUUUAUAAAAUGCUGACGCCAAAGUUCAAGUUGUCACAAGAUGAAAAUCACGUAUACAUCAAUGUGCAUGCGCCCUACACGAAUAUCGGCGAAACAGAAAUCGAUGUGGACGGGGAAAAUUUCUUGUUCGUGUCAAGUCCUUACUUCCUUCGGCUACGCCUUCCGGGAAAGAUUGUUGAGAAUGAUCAUGCUAAAGGCUCCUACAUUUGUGAUUCAGGCGACUUUAACCUUACCUUUGAUAAAGUAAAUCCUGGUGAGCACUUUGAAAAUCUUGAUAUGAUCACAAGCUUACUAGCUCCGCGAGAAAUACCAGAUAUGAAUCCUAAUUUGGUGGAAAUGUUGGAAGAAAGUGGUAUCACUGGUGAAGAGGAGGGUGCGGCUUGCAAUCAGAGUGAUAAAGACACAGAGAGUGAUGAUGAUACUACUAAUUAUGCUUACGGCUUUGGUAACAAGGUCUGUGUGGAGUUUGGGGAUGUCGCGUCCGAAUUUCCACACAUCUUCGAAUUGAAAGAGCCCGAUCGUGUAGCAAUCGCGGAUCGGAAUGAUCUCCGUAUAAAACAUGAAAAUCGUAAAUUUUCCAAUGAUCAUUACUUAGCUGAUUUCUUCGACGAGGAACUUCUGGCACCAUAUAUCAAUUGCGUAGUGUUCUGGAAUAAAGAGGAUUUCAACAAUGAAAGUAUUGAGUUCACAGAUGAUGAAAUUUCACUAUUAAAAGAUUUGCCAAAUAAGAGUUACCUGUUGAGUAAGAGUGAAUACACGCAAGUGAUGCUCGGUCUUGUUGAUAUCUUGUAUGCCUUCUGUUAUGACAAGCGUACAACCCAAAACGAUGCAUCGGUAGAAUCCAGUUGGACUAUCAACAAGCUAUCUGCAACCUUCAGCUGGUUCUGUGUAUUUAAAGAAACUAAGGAGGUUUUGAUUGCAUGUUACCGAAGAGCUCUAGUCUAUCCGAUAUUCAGAAAUUUUGAUCUAUGCAGAAAUAUCCAUGAUGACAUGAUAUCGUUAUUCAGAAAAGGCAAAAAGUUUGUCAUAAAAUGCAUUAUAGAAAUCUAUAACAUGUUCAACUCAUCGAAUGAUGCUCGGUACAUAUUAAACCAACUAUAUGUAAAAGACUACUUGAUUUUCCUGCAGAAGUGUAGACAGGAGGAGUUGGAUGAGCUGUGUAAUAACAUAGCCAAUAUUGAUAUAGAGAAAAAAGAUCUCGGAUUAGAGCUUGAUGAAUUAGAAGCUGCUGCAAAAUUAGUAGAGAGGGAAGAGGCCGAUGUUUUGCAAAAUGAAUUGGCAUGCCAGCUGGCUUCUAUCGCACUGGUACCAGGUUUAAAGAAGCCACCAUACAUUGAUGUCACUAACAUAGGUGAUAGUUCUUCAUCUGAUUCCAGUAGCGACAGUUCUUCCAGUGAUUCAUCAAGUGAAUCACUUGAUUCUGAUGAUGACCCCUCCUGAUAUAAUAGUUUCCAGGGUCUAAGUGGCCAAGGCUUGUAAAGUCUUACCAAUUGACCCUGGAAUGUUUGGAAAGGCUGAAAUGAAUUUACAGGAAUUGGAUUUCGAUCCGUUAGUCAAGACUUUGAGUGGAUGUUUCCGGAAUAAAUGUGGAUACUGAAUACAGUGUAAAAAAGUUUAAUACAAGGCUUAUUCUCCUAUGUAUAACCCAUCCAUUGCAAUGUUAGAUUGAAAAAAAACAUGUUUCAAACA